This is a messenger RNA of Cyprinus carpio (common carp), 4188 nucleotides long. It is a transcript of the gene synpo2b, whose product is annotated as synaptopodin 2b. NCBI's taxonomy places the organism in Eukaryota, Metazoa, Chordata, Actinopteri, Cypriniformes, Cyprinidae. Gene Ontology annotation, biological process: positive regulation of actin filament bundle assembly. Gene Ontology annotation, cellular component: actin cytoskeleton; Z disc; nucleus. Gene Ontology annotation, molecular function: actin binding. The record is from RefSeq and is a predicted model, not a curated record.
GGAGACGAAGGAGAAGGAGGAGAGAGAGGUGUGGGACCUUCUGUGUGUCAAGUGGAAUUCAAGUCCAGGGUACUGAGUAGGCAGAGUGGUGGGGCACUGCUUCCUUGACGGAACUGAUCAGACUCAGCAGAAACCAAGCAAGACAUGCACGACUAAGAUGGAGUGAGGCACAGUCAGUGAGACAGCUCUAAAUUUAAACAUAAAAAAGGGCAUCAAAAAAGGGUCAGAAGCUUCACACUGGUUAGCUACCGGCACAGCUUCUCAAAGAUCGAUUUCAGGAAGAGAAUGAGAUUGUACACUACAAAGUAAGUCAGGACAGAUUUCCACUGAUUCUGAGAACAAUCCUGCUCUUUUAAUACCACAGAACUGAUUUGAGCUACAACAGAAUUUCAAAGUACAUACCAAGUCAAACUUGGAAACAAUGGAGCAUCUUCCACAGACAAAAGGAAAGGGAGUCUUUAUGUUUGCCAAGAGGCGUCAAAGGAUGGAUGAGCUUUCUGCAGAACAAGAGGAAAUGAGACGAAAAGGCACACCAGUGGAUGCAUUUGAUGAACCAGAAGGCAAAACUGUUAAACCUCCUCAGCAGGAAAGAAGUAUACAAGCCCCACAAGAUAUCUAUAUAAGGCAACAACAACAGUAUCAAGACCAGUCAUUUCAGCAACAGAUGUUACCACAAUCAGAAAACGGUAUGAAUGGUCUGGAUCCAUAUCAAGGUUUGGCUGUUUCCAGAUCCCUUGUCUCCAACAGAACUGCUAAGCCCUUUCUGGGUGGUCUUAAUCAAGGACAAAAAACUUUUUCACCAGUCAGCGGUGUCUCAAGCCCAACAUCUAGGAAACCCGAAAACAUAUUCAAGGUUCCUGUUCCAGUAAACACAACCCCACAGGUUUGGUCCCCCACAUCAGACAUCAUUGCUUCACGUGAUGAACGUAUUGCUAUACCUGCAAUUAAAACAGGGAUCCUGCCAGAAUCUAAAAGGAGAGGAGCAAACAAGACAGACUCAAAAGAGAAGCCUCUGCUUCAGAAGUCCUUAACAGAGUCAGUUCCAGAAGAAGACUUCUUCAGUCUGGGUGCAGAAGCAUGCAAUUUCAUGCAAGCUCCAACAAUCAAACAGAAAAACCCUCCACCUGUCCUACCCAAACCUGCCAUCAACCCAGCUCACCCUCCUUGGUCUGCAGAGGGUCGUGCCGUGUCUCAGAGUCCCCUUGCAGCAUCAAGCUCAGUUCCAGCUAUGGGGCACACCCAGGUGCAGGCAGUACCCCAACAAAACCCACCAAAGCAGCCUGCUGGAAAAGCCUGGCCCCCAUUGUCAUCUCAACCUAUACCACAGAAGGCAUCACCUGCUUGGGUUCCAUCCCACACGCCAGAUCUGCAUCAACCAGCCUGGACUCCAGAACCACAUCAGGCAAAACAUACACCAGAUUCACUCCGUGCUGGUCCUUCCCAGUCUAAAACAUCAUGGAUUAGAUCAAGUGAUGGUAACUCUGUUGCUUCCUGCCCACCCCAACACCUGAGCACAUACUUUCAGGGAUCUAAGGCUCCAUCAUCAUCUCCUAAAGGAUACUCAUCAGAUGCAGGUGCUUCUGAGGGACUGAACCUUAAAGGAAAAGGAGCUGAACUGUUUGCCCGAAGACAGUCCCGUAUGGAAAAAUUUGUGGUGGACAAUGAGACUGUGAGAGCCAACAAAGCCACAUCCUCAUCGCCAACACUUUCAAUGCCAAGCACCUGGAAAUACUCUUCUAAUGUCCGUGCCCCACCUCCAGUCUCCUACAAUCCUAUUUUGUCCCCUUUUUAUCCCCUUGCAGCAGUUAAACAACCUCCUCCUGCAACUAGUCCAAAGAUAAAGUCUAAAGCAAACAAGGAGAAGAAGAAUCCACCACCCAAACAUCUCAAUGUUCUGGAUGUUAUGAAACAUCAGCCAUAUCAGUUGAAUUCCUCGCUUUUCACCUACAACUCCACUCCAGAGGCCAAGGAAGCAGUUCCCCCUACAGAGUCUAAGCAAACUUCUGCUCAAACACCUACCAGUUUCCAGUCCAUUGCUUAUGAGCCCUCUACAGCAUUCUCCCCCUCCCCAAAUAGUUUGCAGUCAGUUAAGCAAAAUCCAUCUAAAGCCACUGGAGAGAGAUUCAGCAGGAGCCGUUCCUUGUCUUUCCCCCAGAGACUGUCCUCUGUGUCUCCCACUUCCCCUGUGUCCACACCAGGUGUCAAUUCAACACGUCAUUUACUGAACAGACAAUAUUCAUGGGUGGAACAGCCCAAAAAAACACGCUCCUCUGUGGAGGCAGUUUCUCAAAGCCCCUUUGGUCCUGAUGAGUCCAAAAUUUCUGCUACUCAUAGAAAAUCAUUACCAGAAACACCAGCAGAAUGGAAGCAAAGAGUUUUCUAUGAGUCUGUUGGUGGCCCACAGGAGAUGGAGCCUGUAAUAGCUGUUACAUCCCCUACCAACAGCUUUUCUUCAGUGCCAAAAGAACCAAUAUAUGGGCCGCCUUUCCGUCCUGCACAGCCUCUGGUGACCAGCAGCAGGUACAGCAGGGGUAGUUCUCUGCCCAGAAAUUUCACACUUCACACAAACUGUCCACAAUUGCAUAGAGUCAGUUGGAAACUGUAAUUAAAUAUUUUGAGUGAUCAAAAUAAAUCACAAUAUAUAUCUCAUAUUAUAUGCAAUAUAAAAAGGGCCAUAUUGUUAUUGUUUGUUUUAUUUUCAUAUCUAUAAACAUAAACCUCACUUACCAAGUUUUUUUGUCUGUCCAUGCUGAUUUUUAAAAAGAAGGUUUAUGAAAUAAUUUACCCUUAACAUGAAAAACCUUUCAUUUUCCACCCCAGUUGCUUUCAAGAUCCAAGAGAGCAAAAAUAACCCAACAUUUUUAAACAAUGAAUGACAAAAACACCAGAUUUGAUUAAAAAAUAUCACUUUACAGAAACUGAGCAUUACAUUUAUAGAUAUUUUAAUGCUGAAUGCUGUGUACAUACUCAGUAAAAUUUGGACUGGAUGGGUGUGGAAUGAAACUCAAAAAAUAAGAAUAAAAAUAUUGUGAAAUAUUAUUACAACUUAAAAUAACAGUUUUUCUAUUUUAAUUCAAUUUUAAAUAUAAUUUAUUCCUGUGAUGCUAAGCUGAAUUUUGAAUGGCAGUGUAAGUGGCAUUAUUUUAAUAUCAUUUAAUAUUAUUAAAUAACCUAAAGAUGUUUAAAUGAUCUUGCAGCCCUCUUUACUGAGGCACCCUUGUUGAGAACUGCAUGGACUAGAUUAUUUGUGAGCACUUAUUAUAGUUUAUUUAUAUAGCAUUAUUAUAUUCAUACACAUUAUAGCUUUUACAAUAUGUAUGAGCAAAAAAAUCAAGGGAAGGCAAAUUUUUUGUUUUGUUUUUUCCAGGGGAGUGUUAGAUUAGAUUAGUUUUUUUUUUUUUUUGUAUAAGCUUGUACAAUUAAUAUUUUAAGUUGUGACAAAUGCAGUCAGUAUGUAACAAUGAUUAAUCUAAACUACUGAAGCAAUUUAGUUCACCCAUUUAAAAUAUGGCAGUUAAGAUCAAGCCUCCAGAACAACAUUUUUUUUUUUUAAUUAAUCAUCAAUGAUUUUAAAUCAUGUCAGAAGGGAUAGAAAUGUGAUGUUUAUUGUUCUUAAUCUUUAAUUAUGUCUUUAUCUCUGAUCGUAUGUGUGUUCAACUUAAAUGCUCAUAAUUAUGUUUCUGGGUGAUAUUGAGGCAUAUUAAAUGUGUUUAAUUGUCAACGUGCAGAUUUUUAUCAUGGAUAGACUCACAUCAUAGUCAUAGUUCAUAGUAAAUCCAUUACUGCUUGUAGAACUAAUGCUCAGUGUGUGAUUUAAAAUGCCAAAACAAAAUAUUUCAUUUUAUGUGUUGAAUUUUCUGUUUUUCUACUGUGUAAGUCAAUGUGUGAAUCAAUAACCUUUUUCCAAUACUAACUCUAGAAACAGCACAGAGUAUUAUUUCUACCUGAAUGAACAUCUGCAAUUCAUUUAAAUAUGCACAUUGUUUAAACUCUUUUGUUUUAGAAAGCCUGACAAUACUUUUGAAACCACAAACAAUUUGGAUUCUUAUCCUAACAUGUAUCAAGCAAAAAGAGUUUUAUUAAAGCACAAUGACCAAAAAUGCUGUUAAUGUUCUAUUUACCAAUGUUUACUACUAAACGUUUUGAUUCUAUCAGAUCUUUUUACAGACAAUAAAACUGCAAAAUAGA